AUGGCGGCCUUUAGGUUGAGUUUUGCUUGCUCCAGCUCAAAGGUUAGAUUAUCUUUAUAGGGGAAAUGAAUUACCUGAUUUAUCCUGAUAAAAUGGUGUUGAAAGUUGUUAAGAGCGCCUGUCCGUAAAAAUCAAACAUAUCGCGGCAAGGGUGAAAAAUUCGAUUUCUUUCAUAUUUUAAUGUUAGAUAGGCCAGGGUAUAACUAAAAUCACUGUAUGGUUUUUUUGGUGAAAUAUCCUUUUAUUUCAGAGAUAAAUGCAAAUAAGCAAAAUACAUUAAAAUCGUCAUUUGAGGCGCUCAAUUAUUACAUGGGUUUGAAAGCCUCGCGUGCAAAAACGGAUUACUCUACCGUCUUUAAAACAUCACAGCCUUCUUUUACAACUUCUAAAUAUCUGUUAAAAUGAUUUGGGGAGAUAGUGCUCUGUUCUUUGUAUACAAUAUAAUUUAAUUUCGAAGGCAUACAAUUUACUUCAGUAAAAGUAAUGCGUGAAAAAACGUAAUUUUCACCAUGUGCGAAACCUUCAAAUCGAUUGAGCUGCUGGUGGUUGAAUUUUAGAAGGGUGGUCUACAGAUUCCUGUAAAAAUUUCUUUGGGCAAGUGAUUAAUAGGCACGCGAGAGCUUUUACAAAAUCUGUUAAAAAUGCAGAUUUUUGACCUUCUGCGGUCAACUUUGAAGUUGCGAGUCGGACAUAAAUUUAGUCCCUUCAUUUUUCUAAACCCACAUUAAGUUAAAAUAAGCAGAUAGAAAACCCUUUCGAAUUGUUUUUACCUUAUGAUGAGCAGUAAAGGACCGGUCCAAAGAUCAUUUUAGCACGAUUUUCCGGUCGUUCGUCGCUUGACCUCUGGUUUGUAACGUCUGCAAUUAAUACACCUCACACCCGACACACCGCGUCAACUUUCGACGUCUUCAAAGGUCGAAUACCAAUCUUUGAUCAGUUUUAGGCGAAUUUUAUCACGAUUGCAUCUUCUUCGACGGCUUAGCCGUUUGUUAAACAAUGCUUUACACCGCAAGAAAGUAUAUAUCUGACCGGUGCUACAACGGCACAAUAAUGUCGACGCUGUUCGUCACGCAAUACUGUCAUGUGCAUUUUCACUGGGGAGGAGUGGUGGUGCUAAAAAGUACAUGUAGCACACCUAGAAACCCUUUACACACGACUAAAGAGUUUUUUUAAAGCCGAUUUAUCAACGAAUACUACGCAUUUGCACGAUGGCAUUACUUUACUUUACCUUUCAUGUAUUUUUUUAAAUUUAGUAAUCCCAGCAAGAUCAAAAGUCCUGAUUUGUACAAGAAAGCGAACUGAGGAUUCUGGUCGUAGCAUAAAAUGGUGUCAUCGUUAGUUACGACAUAAUAAACAUCGACAAAAAACUGAACCUGUUGGCGCUGCGACAAAAAAUAGAGUUUGGCCUUUGCAAAAAAUUGGAAAAUUUUGUAAUUAACAAAACUUGAAAGAUGCCUACAGCUUUUUGUCAGGCGACAAAAUCCUCUGUUCCUUUUAUUUUGACAGCUAUCCUUCGUUGGGUCAUCUUAUUUCGCGAACGUUACCAAUUAACGUUAUUGGUUACACUAACAACUCGCGUGUCACAUUUGCGAACAGGGUUUCAAAAAUGAAAAAGAAGCAAGAAUCAUUGUUGCAGGCGCUAAUCAAAAGGGGUAUGCUGCUAGUUGCGACCUGUUGUAUACGAAUUUUUGUGAGUGUAAUCAGUUCUUGUUUUGUAUAAAAAGGUUAUGAAAGUUUUCUGUACAGAUUCUUCGAGACUUGUGCCUUUUAUUCGUUAAAACACCGAAGUCCCUUUAAACACUUUACACGAAUGUAUAGUGACUGCGGCCCGGGAGAGAUGGGGAUGGGUAAUCCCUUAUAUCGGCUAUAUAGGUGUGUGCGGCGCCAAAGAGUAUGGUUUUUUAUCUUUUUUGGUCUAAAAAAGGGUAUCAGUUUCGACCAGUUUGGUCUGGGUAUGUUUUUUUAGAAGAAGCUACUUCUUCAUAAUUAGGCGAUAAGACCAUUUCCCUUUGGGUUUUAGGCUAACCGGGUACGUUUCGUAACAGUACAAUUUUGUACAGUUUUGUGUCCUACUUAAUCAAAGUGUAUCAACAUUGCCUUUAACAUUGGUCUGACCUAGGGAACUGAUUAUAAGGCAGGUCUGAAAUAGGGUAUUGAUUUAAGGAUCAGGUCUGAAGUAGGGUAUCAAAUUUUUGAUCAGGUCUGAAAUAGGGUAGGAAAAAUCUCAGAUUUUGGUCUGAAAUAGGGUAAGGGUUUCAGAAGGCGUGCCGCACAACCCCGCCAAAAUUUUUCUGGAAGUACCCCCCCUUCCCCGCCCCACACCGCCAGGGAUUGCGUGAAUAGCGCGCGCACUGCAAAAGAUUGUGACGUCACAGCUCAUGCAAACCCGACUUUUGCAUGGGCUGAUUUAGCAACAGAACGCGAACGUCAGUUGACGACGGAAAGCGCGCGGAAACGACUAAACGCGACUUUCGUUGCCAAUGUGCCGUUCUGUUGUUUGAUUUGCGCGCGCCGUCGUCAACUAACGCUCCCGUUCUGUUGCUAAAUCAGCCUAGAGUUGUGUUUGCAAGAGAGUUUGUAGUAAUGACGUCACGAUCUUUCACGGUGCGCGCGCUAUUUACGCGCUGGCACUUUGCUCUUUAUCUUCGAGAUUAUCUUCGUCAUCAAUAAGCAGAUCGUCCCAUUCCUCUUGUAUUCCUACUAUUUAAGAAAGUUAUGAGGAGUAGAGAGAGGGCGCUUAUUCGAUAGGGGCGCUUGUUUGAUAUUAUGGCCAACGGGGUGAGCGCUUAUUCGGGGACGGGCGCUUAUUAGAGCGUGGGCCCUUACCGAGGUAAUACGGUACACAGAUAUGUAACAGGUUAAAUCAAAAAGAGUUAAAAUGAACGCACAGGACAGACCACCAAACGGGUUCAGAUGCAUUUAUACAAAAUAGAAAUGCCGUUUGUUGAAAGGAAAAGUUAACAAGCGCCUCCCUUAUUAAGCGCCCUCCUUCCAGUUUAAGCACCUCUCCUUUUAGCCGAGCUGGGGCGCUUGUUCGAGGAAAUACGGUAUUUACAUGUAUUUAUAUUUGCAAAAUAUAACGAAGUUUUAAAGAGCUGUCUCGCAACACCACCACUACUAUGAUUCUAAGAGAAGGGUUGGGAAAUGACCUAAAUGUCAAAGGUCCCUAGACUGUGACUGCAUGCUUACGUAAGAGUUUGUUCUACAGAAUUGCAGCUGCAGACUUUUACUAAAUUCUUUAACAACUCCAAGUACGACUUCCUUUCGGCAGGUUAUGGCACUGAUAACGGUCCUGAUACCGUUUAAUAAAAUCACCCAGUCCGGGAGCUGACAACCAAAAUUGUGAAUAAACAAAAUGACCAGUAUUUGGAUCUUAAUAGGGAAAGACCGUGUCUAAGGGUAUCACUAUCUUAAGCUAUAGAUUGUCUUCAUUCACUCUAUACCGGAGAGCUUUUGUGCAGGCACAAAAAGAAAGCAUAUCCGAUAGGGCUUCUGUUCACGCAAAGAAGGGUGAUUUCGGUCCGAAAAAGCCCCGGGUGGUUACUUGGUUAAUUUUUUCUGGGUAUGUGCCCGCUGGCCUCUCAGAGCCCCUACCCCAUUAUAGUCUAUUUUGUGGCCAAUUAUAGACCCCAUCUUAGUCACUUUUGGGCAAAUAUGUAAUUUUCGCCAUCCCAACCUUCACUUUCACUGUCUAUUUUCAUGAAUUGACCAAUUUUUUAGAUUGAAUGAGACCACUUUACUUUCCGUCUGCAGCAAAAAAAAUUGUGGUACGUUUGCUAACCAUAAAUAUGACGAACAGUCUUACCCCAAAAAUCCGAAAAUGUGUGACCCCAUUCUAGUAACUCUAUUGAAAAUGCGACCCCAUUAUAGUCAAUCAGUCGUAAAAAUGCAACCCCAUCCAGCGGCGCAUCCCCAUUAGCCUCUUAUAAGAAAGUACCCCAGCCCCCCUCCCCACCGGAAAAAAAAAGCUGCGACGCCCCGAUCUCUAAACAGGAGAGUCACAUACCGGAUAGGUGUUCAUACUUUACCGGAUAGCUUUUUGUGUCUGCGCGAAAAGCUAUGCAGUAUAGUGAUCAGCCUUAAUUAUUGCUGUUGUUCUCGUUGUGGCCGUUUGCCACUUCACCCUUCUCCACCCCGCUAAAUUAUAUUGCGUGACUUACAAACGGCUGCCUGCAAUUCAAGAUAUGAGCACCGGCAUUUUUGUGUCAUUCUGUUGUAGCAGUCAGAUGUAGUAUCUUGUAAUAUUUUCAGAUACUACAUUCUAAGCAAUGUUUAGCAAAUGACCGAGCCGUCGAAAAAGAUGCAGUCGUAAUGAAAAGCCCCGAAAGUUGAUCAAAGAAUUGUAUUUGUCCUGUGAACACGUUGACAGUUGGCGCGGUAUACAAUUACACGUUACAAGACAAAGAUCACACGACUCGAUAAUCGGGCUAAAGUGGCCUUUGGACUCGUCUUUUUCAGCAGAUUUUGAGGUAAGAACAUUUCAAAAGGGUUUCCUAAUUGUUUAUUAUAAUCUACUGCGAGUUUAGACUAGUGACGGGACGAAAUUUUUGUCCGCCUCGCAACUUCAAAGUUCGGUCAAAGAGUCAAGUAUCUGCAUUUUUAACAGAUUUUGUAAAGCUCUCGCGUCGCUAUUAAUCAUUUGCCCAAAGAAAUUUUUACAGGAAUCUGUAGACCAUCCUUCUAAAAUUCAACCACCAGCAGCUCAAUCGAUUUGAAGGUUCCGCACAUGGUGAAAAUUACAUUUUUCCACCCAUUACUUUUUUUACUGAAGUAAAUUGUAUGCCUUCGAAAUUAAAUUAUAUUGUACACAAAGAACAGAGCACUAUCUCCCCAAAUCAUUUUAACAGAUAUUUAGAAGUUGUAAAAGAAGGCUGUGAUGUUUUAAAGACGGUAGAGUAAUCCGCUUUUGCAUGCGAGGCUUUCAAACCCAUGUAAUAAUUGAGCGCCUCAAAUGACGAUUUUAACGGAUUUUGCUUAUUUGCAUUUAUCUCUGAAAUAAAAGGAUAUUUCAUCGAAAGAACUAUACAGUGAUUCUAGUUAUACCCUGGCCUAUGUAACAUUAAAAUAUGAAAGAAAUCGAAUUGUCCACCCUUGCCGCGAAAUUUUGAAUUUGUCUGAUUUUUACAGACAGGCGCUCUUAAGAGACAAAAAUAAAUCUAUGUCUCCUCUGGUGACUACUCCCAGCCACGUACUAGUUUGCCGAGGCACGUAACCUGCUGGGCCUGUUGAUCCCUGUUGAAAGGAAAGUAUUUAUUAAAGUGGGAGGGAGCUCAAUAUAGAGUGGAUGCUUAUAUGAUUUAGUCAAUCACAUUCCUUUUAGCGGAAAAAGAUCAUGUAAUAAAUGAAAGUCUGCAACAUCCAAUCCGAUCCCAGAACUACAGGAAAGUCCAUGGGGGAGAGGAGGGCGGGGGCUUUUUUUUUUAUUAUUCACGGUAAUAUUUAAGUGUUUGAUUUCGGUGAAAGGAUAGGUGGGGUGGGGGCAUAGUGAAAGUUUACAGUUUAGUGAAGUUUGCCCAUCGAAUGAAUUGGAACUCACACAAAAAAAAUUGAAUUGAAGGAAAUCAAAAAUUCAUUUUUCAAACUUAAUUGGACGAAAGAGUGUGAUUGAGUGUGGACUGUGGUCAUUGAGCGAAGUGGAGCUCACAAAAGAAAACAGGUAUGGAAUAAAAUUGAACGUUCGAAUUUCGAACUCUUGAUGGCAGGUAGCCUGCGUAGCAGGCGCUCGGAAGUAGUGAGUGAAAGAGAGAACAGAUGAGCGAGAGGGAGACACAUGAGGGGUGAGGGAGGAUGGCAGGUACAUUACUGAGAACUGCUUGUCCUAAGGGCAAGCUGGAAUUCAAUUUUUUUUGCAAGCGCUGAUCACCAUUUGAUUUUGUUUUCCAAGAUUAUAGUCCAGGCACUGAACUGACAAAAAUGUUUUGUGUUCAAUUGUUCGAUAGCCAAACUGCAUCAAACUCUUUUGUUCGGAAGAGUUCAAUUGAAAUCAGUUGAGUUUGAUGGCAAUUUUAUUAGAUUUUCUUUGGUGUGGUACACUAUGCUUUAUACAGAGCCCUCACUGAUAGCAGUCCUUUGACUGUAAAGGGUUAUCCUGUGAAAUUGUCAAGUAACCUGCAUAGCAAGCAUUUCUGCUUAAGUUAAUGAGCGAAAGCUGGAACAAGAGCAAAAAAUAUUUAUGUGCAAUAACUCGAGCAGAAACGUUUGCUAUGAAGGCUAAAAUGUUGGUUAAAAUUUAUUUAAAAGGGAAAUGUGCCUUCCUCUAAACUGAGGAGUUUUAGAGUGGAUUUAUUAUAUUCAUUGCAAUUAUGUCCACAGAUGUGGAAUCUUCCAACUCUCAUCAGAGCACAUGAUUCCAUGGUCACAUCCAUUUUACUCAUACAAAGGAGACCUAAGAUGAGCAAAUCGUCACCUUUCCCUAAAAGAAACAACCCAAUGAAAAAGCAACGUGAAGAUGUCAGGAAAUCUAUGCCUGGAAUUUCCAAAAUGAACAAGGAGAAAGCAAUGGACCGACCAUUCUUCAUUGAUAGUCCAGGUAUCUGCUUGUAUGGUGAUGUGUUGAGCAGGUUUUACAUUCUAGGACUUAAAUAAGUUUUAAAUUAAUCAGGGUUUUGUGGAAAGAUUAGAGGACAAGGUCAUGAGGGUAGAAUUUUGUAUGAUAAAAUGAAUGUCUUCCUACACAACUGAGAGUCCAAAAUGUGUAGUUGUAAAUCUAGAAGCUCUGAUUUCUUCAAUGAUUCGGUAGCAUGCUUAUUCAUCCCACCUUAACAAUAUUGUAAGUGGUCCUCUGUUGACUUUUAGGGAUGAUCUUUAGUGAUUACCUUCCUGUAAGAAGAUUCUUUAUCUUAACACCAUCGGUAAGUAGAUACAAAAACACUUUUCACAUUUCACAUUCCAGGAAUAUCCCUGGUGUUAAAGGUUUUCUAGUCCAAAAGUGACUAUUAAAGACACAACAUAAGAUUAUAAUAAAGCAAAAAAAUGAUAGUUGCAUUAAAAGCCAGCUCUGUGAAGUGAAAAUUGUAGUGUUUUAAGAUCGGCAUGAUUUAAUUUUCUUGAUGGUAUGUUUUUUGUCGUAGGGUAUAAAGGAGAGGUGGAAUGCUUUCAAAAAUGGUUUAUGGACCAUUUAUAGGUAUAAUGAAAAAUUACUUUAAUGGCAUUCUGCACUUAUUAGACAUCAAUAGAAAAGCAAGAAUCAAUGCUGUGCUCUAAUGAAAAUUCAAGGGAGUCCAGUGCUAUAAACCUGUAAAGUCUAGGAUACCCAGCAUAUGAUUUGUAGAAAAAACCAAGGUUUUCUAGUCGCUCAAGCACAAAAGUUGGGUGCCAGGAGGCACUGAGCUCAUAGAAUACAGCUGUGGAAACAAAAUAAGCAACAAAUCAUGGAGAAUGUUGGAUAUGGCCUGUUUUAUGUAAAACAUACAGCCUCUUUUUAUUGUGGAAAUUUAGCAUGUAGUAGUGAGGAUUCUUUGACACCAGGGCCCCCAAGAUAAGCCAGGGUUAGUGUGAAAUUUGAAUUCAGACAUGUAAGCUUAAAAAGCAAAUUUAGUUUUAUUCUUUUUCAAAUUGAUUUGGUAUCUAGAUGCUCUCACAAGAAUAGAGAAAAUCAUCUUAUAAAAUGCUUUUAAACAAAAGAAAAAAAAAUGGAUUAAAAUUUAACCAUUGGUUAGAGCUAAUCAGCUUUUGAACAACUGAGUCGAGAGUAGUAACCACAGUGAAAAUGGAAGUGAAAAGAUUUAAAAAAAAAAAAAUCUUAAUUUCAUUUCCACUUUUUUUCUUAUAAAUAUUAUUUUUAGCCUUGUUCAUGUCAGAAAACAUUGUAAGCCAUUCAAGUUGAAAGAAUUUGCUAACGAGGCUCAGGAAAUUUACAUUGAUGUGAACAAAGCUGUUAUCAGGUAAGUGGCUGCCGAAUGACUGCUGACAUAAGAAUAGAGUGUGUUUUUAAGCCUUAAAAUCCUGAUCUCCACCCUGUCCUCCACACAUUUCCUGUGGUAUUGAUGAGGAGAAUUUCUUUAACAGUGAAGGCCUUUUCAAAUUCACCAUCCUUCUGUAUUUAUUUACAGUCAAGGCCCUUCGCACUUGUUGGUGAUUCCCCUUUUUCCUAUAAACUUUAUGUUUUAUUGCAUACUGUUGCUUUAGAGGAAAAUAUUGUUUGUUGGUCUUUAUUUUUUCGAGUCAACCGGUUAGGUUAAUCAUCGGACACUUCAACAACUAAUUAAAUAUAAUAACAAGAGUCUUAAUAGUUUCACUUCCUUUAGCCGUAAUAAUCCAAAAACCCAAUACAAGAAAAAUCCACUUGCCCUUAAGAAACCAAGUUUCAACAUAUAGGGUUGUGUGGAUAGAAUGGGUGGGGUCAAGGGUGGGGUGCCAAGUUCCUGCACCCUAGACAGUCAGUAUUUUCGGUUUGUUGUCAUCCAGAAAUUUUGCCAUCAUGGCAACCUGAUGUAACAAUGGUGACAGUCACCAUUGUCACCAUUGUUACGUCAUGUUGCCAUGGUGGCAAAAUUUCUGGAUGACAACAAACCGAAAAUGUCACUUAAAAAAGAAUUCACACUGUUCAAAAUGCAUCGAUCUCAUUCUAUUUCAUUUAAUUUCUCAAAUGUUGGCAAAAUUUUCUGCAGUUAAGUUCAAAAGGACCGUAUCUAAGUUGAGAAAAAAAUAUAGAAAAUUUUUGUUCUGUGUUAAUGCACUCCAUAACUAGUAAAAGCAGGUGCAUGAAAUUAGGAAGUUUCAUGUCGCAGUUGGCUAAGAAAUGUACAAAAACGCGUGAUACACGCACAAAGUUGUUGUUUUGCUAAUGUAAGCUAGUAUAUACCUCUUGCUUGUUUGCCAUUCUCAUUGCAAUUGCCGUCAUUGUUACUUAAUUAAGCUCCCUAUUGUUGUGAUCCAGAAAUUUUGCUACAACACACUUCUUUUCUCUAUUCCUUUUUGCAGUAAAGAUAAACAAAAACUUCAAGAUAAUGCAACAAGUUCAGUAUACUUGGUAAGCCAAACAAUGUACUUUAUUAUCGUUUUUACGAGGUGGCCUUCACUUUCCAACUUUUUCUUUUCACAAAGUAGAGACUUAGAAAACACCUAAUUAAGGCAGGAAAAAAGAAUAUUAAAUUUACUAUAGUUCAGGAUUUUAUCCUGAAAGUCAGGAGUGAAACAGGUGAACAGUGAACCUUUUUCAUAUUAAGUUUUGUGAAAAAGACUAUGGUUAAGCAUGACUUUCUUCCCAAACUAGCUUAUUAUUUUUAUCAUGGAAUUUUGAUUUCUCAAACCUCCUGAUUAUUCAAACAAAAACCUGAAAUCCUUUUCCUAGUCAAACACUUUAAAUAUUACCUCUGAUAUAUUGUCAGAACAUCCUAAUAUUUAACAGAUUUCCUUUUCCCUUGCCUACAUCGUGGACACAAUAGAACUCCGGUUAGUAACUUCUGCUAAGCAACCCUGAGAUCCCUGUACUAGGCCCUCAAUGGACUUGACAAAUUAUCAGAAGUGCAUUUGAAAUUCUUUUCAACCUGAUCAUGAUUGGCAAAUCAACAAUAGUUUUUUUAACAGGUUAAUCAUCAUCGGGCAUUCUCAUAUCCAGGUACACAGGUGUGGGCCCAGAACAAGGACUUAAGUACUGUUUCGGAGACAGACUGGUGCAGGCUGCUUUUCCCCAGACAAUUCAAACAAGUGGGACUGCACUCUUUUUUGUCUGCAGCUUAUGAACAACAAAUUUGUUGUUUUUGUUUUCUCAGUCACUUAGGAAUCUGUACUUUUCUCCAGACAAAAAUCUUCACUGGCGAUACGUGUCAACUGUAACAAGGCCCAAGGUAGUACAUGUUCGAGCGAACCCUGUGGAGACUAAGACAAAUUUGUUUGCUCAAAUAACAGUCAGAAUCCAUUCAAAACAGGUAAGAAGACAACAAUUAACAAAUAACUUCAUGGGCACAGGUGGUAGAUUGUUGGGCUUUUAAAAAAGAUAAUCAAUCAGUUUCUUCCAACCCCUUACACUAGACGUACACACACCUAACACUACACUCUUCUCUGGUGAAAUCACUGGACACCAAUGUUCAUAAUAUGUUGUGAGUUUGAUAACACAGUAAAAAUGCGUGUGAAGAGCCAUUAAAGCAUUGCACACUGCAUAGAAAACAGGAAGAAAAUAUCACAAAGACAUCUCUUAAAAGUAACAGUUGGCUGUCUCGCAGACCCCAAUAUAAUGAGUUCGUUUUGAAUGACAAGUCUGCCUGCAACUCAAGCUGAAGUAACAGUUUCUAUUUUUCUUUAAAGGUUAUGGCAAUUAAAGAUAAGCACGGACGGCAUAUAAAAGGAAGCGACAAGGAGGUCAGAGAAGUUGUUGACUAUGUAGUGUUUGAGCGGCACCUGACCAAUAAAUAUGGCAAGUGGAGAGUUUGUGGAAAGCUUUUCCCACAAUUACCAAGGAAACAGAACACUAUGCAACCACAGCUUUCAGCUGGCAAGGAUGUUCCAUCAGUAUGAAGAGAAAACAUCCUAUCUAGGAUCUCCCUCACUUACUCUGGAAAGAGAGAAGGGGAGAGACUUUGGGAAUAAUAUUGCAGCUUUCAUCCACAAAGCCACAUUGUAACUUAAAUUUUGAUAAGAAAAUAACCAUCUCUAACUGAAUGUUUUGUACAGUAGCUUAUUUGUGAAGAAUCCCAUUUAAACUUUAUUUUUCCUGUACUUUACCAGACCAAAGUGGCCACCACCUAAGAGUUUAGCAAACCUGAGAAAAGUUAGAUUUCAGCUCUGAAUUUACAAAUUUACACUGUCUUGAAACCAGUGCUAUCUCUCUGAGAUGUUGUUGCAACAAAAUUAGAUGUUGCAAUCCCUUUGUAACAUAAAACAUUCCAGCUGCUUCUACCCUGUGAACAGUCUUCCGCAAUCUUCCUAGACAAGUCCAGAAGAGGAAGGAACUUUGCCUCCUUGUCCCAAUUUAUCUAGGAAAGAUCGAAGCAACUCUGCUAGCAGUAAGAGGUUGGCUUUCCAAAUUAAUAAAAUGAUGCAGUAAAUAACCAC
Molecule: messenger RNA, 10992 nt
Organism: Porites lobata
Lineage: Eukaryota; Metazoa; Cnidaria; Anthozoa; Scleractinia; Poritidae
Source: the annotation of a GenBank genome assembly